AUGGGCUUUAUCAGUCGACGACCUAUUCUGCCAGCGCCGACCGACUCAUUGUUGGGGUCGAGCGACGAGACCGGACUCAGCACCGACGUCGGGACGGAUCUCUCACGACGGAGUGACAAGACCUCGGAGACAAUACCUGAAGACGGAAGACCCAUUACCAUUACAACCUCGCAUAAACCAAAGAAGCUAGGCAAACUCACCAAAUCCAGCCAACAGUCGCAGACUUCUCUUCUGAUCGAAUACUUCGAAGCAGGCAAGGGACCUGAUCCUGGCCAGAGGCGACCCAGUCUGCGGGUUCGUGUCACUCCUUCCAAAUCUCGGAAGAGCAGGGAUAAAGGUGAAAGCCAUCUACUGGUGACAGAAACCAAGUUGGCGCGGCAACCGUCAUUGACACACCGUAUACCUCUGGGAGGCAACGAGACCCUUGCGCACAACUUGAUUGAAGGCAGUAUCAGCUCCUUGGAUUCCGCUGGACGCCUCGACACAGUCGCUCCUCUUGAGAUCGAGGUCUUGCCCAACGACGGCAGUGAAUUAUCUGGUCGCAGCGUCUCACCGGAAUUGGGACACAUAAUUCCAGGCUCAGAUAUCUCCUCUAUGCCAGCGGAGAGUUCCUUGGGACCCAGUCAACCGGCCACUAUGUCUAAGUCUACACGGAGCGAAAGCUUCCCCACAGAGUUACAAUCCGACGGCGCUACAUUAAAGCCUCCGAUUCUCCACGCUGAUCGCAACCUGAGCAACGAGCGCAUCACGCAGAAAGUCAUUGAGAAACUAAGCAACAAACCAAGGAUCUCUACCCGCGGAAAGCGGUCCAGCUCAAGUCGAAGCAGUGCCAGAGAAUUAGACGCGGUCAACAUCGAACCCCGGAUCCGCGUCACCAAAACUGUGGACGAUGAAUCGAUGCCUAGCGCCACGGCCUCCAGCCUGGUCAGUGGAUCUAACUUAUCCUCCGAACCUGGACCAAUGGACCAACGUUCAGUCCGCUCAGGAGCAUCCAAUGUUUCGAUCACAAAUAAUCCCAAACUGUUACAAACAGUGGAAGAUGCUAUCCGACGUCUGAUCCUCCCGGAACUCAACGAAAUAAAACGGGACCAGAGGCACUCUCACCGUUCCCGACCUGACAAGGCGAGCGACCCUUCUGAUAUUUCCACCAGCACUAUCUCCCACGAAGACAAAGCCCGUCGCAGAUCGUCAGGUAGCAAGUCGAAGCGUCGUGUGAGCCGUGAAUCGGAGUCCGGGUUGGUCUCGACGUCUUCUCGCCGCCACAGGCGUCCUAAACGGACCGACUACGACUCAGCAUCCGAGCAGAGCUACGGGCAGUCCGAGACUAGCAGCCUCCAUGACGAGAAGAGGUCUCACAGGAACUCCAGGAAUCAUCAUGCCAGAGAUGUCGCGGCUGCCGCACUCGGAGGCGCCGCUCUGACUGCUGCAGCGCUGAAGUCACAUGAAUCUGGUUCGAGUCUUGAGUAUUCAGAGCAUCGCAGAAGGAGGAGGAGCAAGAGCCGUAGCAGUCGUACCACAAGCAUUGCAGAGAAGGAUGAUGUUUUCUCAAAACACAAAGUGCCUCCUAUGCCUUUCAUAAGUGAGAUCGGUACGGACAUGACACGAAGCUCUCUGCAGUCUUCCAACGAUGGCGGUGUUACGACUUCCACCCAACGCGAGGUCCAGGAAGUGGUACGCGGGUCUCCCAACGAAGGCCAUCACUCUGGAUCUCAUACGCCCACGCAAAAUUCUGUAGAUUUGAAGCGAGGGCUUGGAACAUACCACGGCAACUUCUCGGAACAUGACUUAUCAGCUCAUGAUCUCUCCAAACAGGACAUGCGUUACGGAGAGGAUGAAGAGCAGUCGCAUCACGAUGAGAUCGACUUCACCACUCAUGGGUUUGCUGCGUUGACAGACCCAGAGAGAGCUCGAGCCUACGAAAGAAACCUUCAUAAACAACACCCUAUCAGACGUGGUCUAAGUCCAAUCCAGAGUGUCGCCAGCUACACUACGACGGAACCCAAUCGCAAUUCUCUCAUGCAACAACGAAGCUCGGAGUCGAUGGCUUCUUUUAAAAAGAAUCCACAGAUGGACGACCAGGUCUCCAUCUCUUCAAUAUCCUCAGCACCAAGCACCGACUUGGCCCGGUCAAGACGACCACACGGCUUUAGCUUGGAGAAUCGCAGCGUGAUAAUGGCUCACCACGGUAGAUCCCCUAAAGGCUCUCCCCGACAACUGGACCCCGAAGCAGUUUUCGACGAGCAACACCUCGAAAACGAAAGCUAUCGUGAUUCACCAUACAUUGACAAAGUUACAGCAGGACAACAAGUCGCCCAGGCAUCGAGAGCUACUGCAGAAUACGCGAAUGCACCUUCUGGUAUUGAAUCUGCUGUUGCGUCCCUUUGCGAUCCGUCCGUGGUCGACGUCCACAGCGCUGGAUCCUCACAUUUGAGUCAGACAGAUUCUAUGGGGGCCGGCAGCGCCCGAAGCCCGCGCCUUUUUCAACGUGACUAUGAGAGCCGACACAGUGGCAGCCCGCUGAAACAUCAGAUCUCCCGUGAUAGUCAAAGCGAGAGAUUCUCGCCUGCAGGACAGCGUGCGAUGGCUCCCUCACCACUCCCCCGGCUUCGAUCUGCGGAACAGAUGGACGACAGAUCUCCCAGAUCCAUUCACUCAACUCAAAUUCCGUCCGGGGAUGUUGUUGAUACCCAGGCUGAACGCUCGCCCGAAUCUGAUAUCACCACAAACCCAUCCAUCAUACGAGGACCAAUUGGUGGACUCACUGAAGGCAACACUGACCAUUGGCCCUACGAUCCAACACCUCCACGGUCGCAAGCCGAUCUCAAAAUUCCUCUUGUGAGUCGCGACAUAGGGUCCGCCAGCGCCGAUCUGGUACCGGAAGCCUUGUCGAUCAACCGCGAGCACGAGGUGGACCCCAAGCGGGACCAUUACAUGAAACCGCAACCUAUGGCGACGCCCCCGGGUGCCAAAGAUGAAGGCUACGAGACGGCAGCCAAUGCUCGUUCCCCCGGCCUCUACUCACAGGGUCCCGGUGCACAAAACGACCGCUUCACUCCCGAUCCAUCCAUUGAUCACGAUGAUUUGGGGGAAGACCCGUUCACGACUCAGCGUGACCAGUAUGUAAGUGGUCUAUCGCAUGGCCUGUCGCCAAUGUAUGAUAGCGCAACUGGCCGAGGCCGUGACCACAUUCAAUCGAAAGAUAUCGUGGCUCUCAUGGAUCAUUUGACUGUCCGUGAUGCCCAGCGAAAUGCUCGAGACACGGAGAUCCUGGUGACUUUGGUGCGCAGCGCUGCAGAGAUGCGUAAUUCCUUUGAGGACAUGAAGAGUUUUAUUGCGAAACAAGACGAGGCAAUCAUAGAUGCGUCAGGGAAACAGCACGAGAGGACGCAGAAGAUUGUUGGGGGCCCUCGACCACAACCGACAGCAUCCACAGUACGUCCAGCACGGUCGGCAGCAUCUGAGGAAGACCUGCCUUCGAAACGCCGCAAUGUCUUCCACCGAGCUCUUCGAGGACUUGGUACCAAAAAUACCCAGGAGUUGCACAACAUUGAAGGCAUGUUAAUCCGUCUACUCGAUGAAGUGGAAGGCCUUCGGGUACUGCAAAAUACAGUCAAUGUACAGGAACAACCACGAUCCACCAGUAUGACAUCUGCGGAUAUUGCACGAGCUCCGACAGAUACUGGCUAUGAGCCUGAAGGUCAAGCUGGCACUUCAUCUACUGGGGACCGAUCUGGAUUCUUUUCCAACAAUUCUUCGCGCCAGGCAGAUCAUCGCAACUAUAGUCUCCAGCGAGGUUCUGGAAACCGGGUCAGCACAGUAAUGGAGGGCGAUGAGGACUACGAUGAAUAUGCUCAGGAUCUUGGGGAAACAUCUGCAGGAAAUGUCCGAGCUUCCGGUCAUACACCAGCGACGAAUCCCCUCGGGACUGAUGGAAGCCGACAUGUUCGAGGUGAUUCUGUACCACUCAACACUCCGCCUCGACCGCACGACCACAACAUGGGCUCGUUGAGCAAUGAAAACACCCCUCGACUAUCAGGGGAGGGAUCUGGACGAAAGCACAAGUCUUUUGCGGCCUCUUUGCUGCCGAAGAUGGUGUCUCGAUGGUCCAAGACCACCACAUCGUCCGCUGACAACUAUCGGAAUAGCACACAUCGCAUUCAGCCCUACUCAGGAUCCAAUUUUGGCGAGUAUGACUACGAGCACGAGCACGAGCAUGACCCCCACGUCGACGAAGGUGUUCGAUCAAACGCAUCUUCCGAUGAGGAUGCAUACCAUGGUGAACAGGACCGGCCGCCGUCGCCUUUGAUCCCCAGCCAGGUCUCCGAUAAUCCAAAGUAUCAAGCUCAUCGGAACAGUGUCAACCUCCAACAUCCUCAACCGAGACAAGGCCCAACUGGCCGUUUCCAAUCUCGCUUAGAGUCGGAAGCCCAGAACUAUAAUGAUCAGUUGUCACCCACCUCACAGAUCUCAUCCCAGUGGGACAAUCAUUCAGCUCAGCAUAAUACGAAUACCGCCGAUGCGGGCUACGGAGAUCCGCUGAGCCCGGUUUCAGACGUUGACUUUUCCGGUGGACAGCGCAUGCAUCACGACAACAGGAGCCUUCGCUCCGGAAAUUCUCAAGGACCACCUCGUCCCCCCAAAGUCCUCAACGACGAGCCCCUAGUACCUCAGCGUCCUCCCAAGGUCCUCAUGAGUCCACCUCAAUCACAGAGACAAUCGACCUACGUCGACCAUGUAGCUGCUGCGAGGGCCGGGAGUCCCGCACUUGAUAAGUCUCCAGUGGCAGCGCUGCGGUCGCCUCAAGGCCAGGGACGAAAACCGUCGGGUCCUCGGCCGCUUGCUACGGGCGGAUCCAAAGGCGAUGCGAAUACUAUCAAAAGAGCACGGUUUAGGGGUAGUCCGCAUCAGAUCGAUAGCGAUGAUGAGGCUACUGCUGCCUACUGA
This is a messenger RNA of Capronia coronata CBS 617.96, 4944 nucleotides long. RefSeq lists its product as uncharacterized. The record is from RefSeq and is a predicted model, not a curated record. Lineage: Eukaryota; Fungi; Ascomycota; Eurotiomycetes; Chaetothyriales; Herpotrichiellaceae. Bases 1 to 4944 code for a protein of 1647 amino acids. The transcript has 2 exons. Gene Ontology annotation, biological process: carbohydrate metabolic process.